Rotaria sp. Silwood1 is the source of this 1386-nucleotide messenger RNA. Lineage: Eukaryota; Metazoa; Rotifera; Eurotatoria; Philodinida; Philodinidae. The record is from the annotation of a GenBank genome assembly.
AUGAAUUCAAACUUAUCUUUCAAAAGUCGUCAUCGUGUUGGAACAAGUUUAAAACAUGCUUUCACGGAGUUUUUUAUCGAAUAUGAAACACAAAAAUUAGUUGUAGUACAUAGUGCAAAAUUUGCUGGUCUACUUCGCAUUAUACAAAUCCUUGUUCUUGUGUAUUCUGUAAUAUAUUUACUUAUAUAUGAAAAAGGGUACCAAAAAGAAGAUACAGCAGUUAUAUCAUCAGUGACACUUAAAGUAAAAGGUAUUGGUUAUGUUAAUGCGCCAAAAAAUAAAACACUGAUUAUUGAUGGAGCAGAUUAUAUUAUUCCACCAUCAGAAAACAAUGCUAUAUUUAUAAUGACAAGUUUUAUUCAAACUGAUCAAACACGAUCUACAUGUGCUGAAAGUGAAAAACUUAAAGAAGCCGUGUGCAAAAGUGAUAGGGACUGUGCCAACAAAACAUUUACACCAAAUAUGAAUGGUCGUUGGACAGGUCGAUGUUUAUUAUCACCGCAAAUAAAUAUUGUCAAUCAAACAACAAAUGCUAAGAAAAUUCCAAAAGGUUUAUGCGAAUACGCAGGUUGGUGUCCACCAGAAGAUGAUUUUUCAUCGGAAAUGCUUGUUCAAGAAACUCUUAAUUUUACAAUAUUUAUUAAAAAUUUUAUUGAAUUUUCAAUAUUCCAGGUUAAACAUAAAAAUAUGGUUGAUAAUUUAAAAGUACCAUGUACUUUUCAUCCAGAAUAUGCUAAAGAUUGUCCUAUAUUUAGUAUUGAUUAUAUAAUGAGUGAAGCGGAAAAAAAUAUUACUGAACGUAAUUUAAUGUUACGUUAUGGUGGUGUCGUACGUAUUAAACUGGAUUGGGAUUGUAAUCUAGAUCGAAAUAUAAAAUUAUGUAAACCUGAAUAUUCAUUUGCUCGUCUUGAUGUACCUUUUUAUGAAGAACCAUUUUCAAAGGGUUUCAAUUUUCGUCAUGCUACUGCUUGGAAAUAUAAUGAAGAACAUUUUCGUACAUUAUCAAAAGCUCAUGGUCUUCGUUUUAUAAUUUCUGUUAGUGGUAAAGCUGGAAAAUUUGAUUUUAUUACAUUAACUUUAAAUAUUGGUUCAAUAGUUGGACUAUUUGGUUUAGGAACAGUUAUUUGUGAUAUUUUUCUACUCCAUUUAUCAAAAGAAUCAUCCAUUUAUCGAAAACAUAUUUUUGACGAUGUUAAUUUAGGACGCAAUGAUAGCAUAAAAAAGGUGCCAAAAAUAAGUGUUCGAACCAAUGAUGAUGAAUAUUCAAAACCUGACUUAAAUAUAGAAGCAGAAUCAUCAUACAGAACAACUGAUAAUAGUUCAGUAUCUCCAGCAAAAACAGUUACCAUGGGUCCAGUUUCUUUCAUUAAUCCACGUCAAAAUUGA